Molecule: messenger RNA, 6442 nt
Organism: Salarias fasciatus (jewelled blenny)
Lineage: Eukaryota; Metazoa; Chordata; Actinopteri; Blenniiformes; Blenniidae
Product: vegetative cell wall protein gp1-like
Exons: 5
Coding region: 326-2560 (744 amino acids)
Source: RefSeq, a predicted model, not a curated record
UCUCGUCGUGCCGCUGGCGCGGAUGGCGGCGGGGCUUGCGGAGGGUCGUACCGGGGAGGAAGAGGAGGAGGAAGAGGAGGCACCGACACACCGACAGCCGCACGGCGAGGCGCCGCGGCCCGCAGCCGGACCCGGGGCGGCAUGAGGCGGCCCGACCACCGGAGGAUUUCCCGGGGAGCGCCCCGGACGAACCGACCCGUCGUCCUGACCAUGUAGAACUUGGAGCAGUGAACUCUCCAGCCGAGCAGACGGAGGUUUGAAGGUUGAGGCGGAGGAGGGUGGAGCAUGUAGCCCGUCCGGAGGGAAACAGGCGGAGCGGGGGUCCAUGGAGUACCACUCCGGUGGCAGCCUGCCCCUGCUGGGGAGACCGCGGUACUGCCCCGGGGCCACGGCCGACGGGGGGUAUCUGUGCGAGACGGGACACUGCUGCGGCGAGACGGGCUGCUGCACCUACUACUACGAGCUGUGGUGGUUCUGGAUGCUGUGGACCGUCCUCAUCGUCUUCAGCUGCUGCUGUGCCUACCGCCACCGCCGAGCCAAGCAGCGAGUGCAGCAGCAGCAGCGGCAGCGGGAGAUCAGCCUGCUGGCCUACCACGGAGCCAGCUCCUACCCGUCCUCCAUGCUGGACCUCAGUUUCCUGGCCUCUCUGAAGCUGCCGUCCUACGAGGAGGUGGCGGCCCAGCCGUCCACGCCGCCGCCGCCCUACAGCUCUGUCUUCACCACCCCUCGGUACCCGCAGCCCCCGCGCGCCGCUGACCCCCACCUGCUGACGCAGCACGGCCCCCUGCUGCACCACCCGCUGAGCGACGGCCCGUCGUCUCUGAGCUCGGACAACAGUUCCAGCUGUUCCUGCGACUCCUGCUGCCCCUCCUCCCCCUGUAGCUCCUCCCUCUCCGCUCCCAUCACCUACGAGACCGACACCAGCCACGCCUCCACGCCCAGCGACGCCGCUCCCCUCGCCCUCGACGUCACCUUGGAGACCAUCGCCGCCGUUUCCAUCGACAUGAGCGGCGCAGACGGAGCCGGAUCUCAGGAACCCGAUGCCACGGACCCGUCGGUUCCCGACCAGACUGUUACCGUGGCGAUCGUCACCGGGGCCGCCUCUCCUCCCGGUCCAGAACCCAUCCUCCCCACUGCGCAGCAGCUGGAACCAGAACCACACCUCCCAACAGUUAGCGCCUGUAGCUCCAGUUCCCCACCUGGUCCCCGUGUGGACCCCCAGUCUGUCCCCGCCCCAAAGUCCACCUCAGCUUUGGGGUGUCCCCCCCCAGCAGACAGUGCCUCCAACAGUCCCAUGGUCCCGACCGCUCUGGAAGAUCUUGCUUCAGCCAGAACUUUAGAUUCUGCCGUAGUUCCGUGUAGCCCCACAUCAGAACCAUCCUCACACACUGUUAGAACUUUGGUCCUGGACCCAGAUCCGGGCAGUGGGUCGGUCCCGGCAGCAUCUGGACUUAUCCCAGCUCCUGUUGGACUGAGGAACCUAGAACUAUGCCUUCUGAGUGUUCCGGCAGAUCCAGUAGAUUCAGAUGUUGCACCAAGUCAGCAACCGGCUACUCCGAGGGUCUCGGACUCCGACGUGGACCUCUCUGUGACCCCUGUGGCGACCAGAGUCUCGGACUCGGUUGUUGACCCCUCUGUGACCCCGGGGACAGAUCCUCCAUCCCCUACGUCGGCUCAGUGCGUUGACCCGGCGGUGUCGCCUGAACCGGGUGUGGUUCAGGGGCCGUCCAGUCCCGGCUCUCUCUCUGGGGUCUUGUUUUGCCCGGAUUCGGCUGCAGCUCCGGACUACCCAGGCGCUGCUCAGUCAGACCCGACUCCCUCGUUGGUCCCGGACUUCCAGGCGGGUUCUGGAUCAGACCCUCUGCCUUACCCGUGCCCGGUUCUGGCGGUUCCGUCACCAGCGUCUCCUCCCUCGUCCUGCCCGGUGAUCACCGUGGACUCCGAGUCUGCUUUGUCCCCCCAUGCAGCCCCAGGGGUGCUCACCCCUCCCUCACCCCCCUCCCCAGCCCCCCUCCCCACCCCGGCGCUGCUCCUGGACCCCCUCACUGCUCUCGGCCAGCCCGAUAAGGGGGGGUGCUCCUCAGGCCACGCCUCCUCCCUGUCCCCCUCCCCCCGGGCCACGCAGUCCCCCCCGAAGCAGACCGUCUUCUCGCCCUGUGUGGAUGUGUUUGAGCCCGGGCCGGCGCCGUGGGGGGGCGGCGAGGAGGAGCAGGAGGAGGAGGACGACGAAGACGACGUGGGGGCAGACGAGAGUCAGUACCGGCACCGCAGGCUGACCGGGGACUCCGGCAUCGAGGUGUGCCGGUGUCGCGUGAAGGAGGAGGAGGAGGAGGAGGAAGAGGAGGAGGUGAAGGAGGAGGGCAAGGCGGAGCUGGAAGGGGGAGGAAGAGGGGUGGAGGAGGAGAAAGCAGGCGUCCACCCCGACCUCCACGACAGCAUGGACUGUCCCGCCAGAGGUCAGCGCACCACCGCGGGGGCAGCACUGACACUGUGUACCGCCGCGGCCACGCCCCCGUGCCCGGACGGAGGCAAGGCUGCGAUCGCCAUGGAGACGGUGUGACGGGCGGGGCGGGCGGGGCAGGGCCGGACGUAAGAGUCUGGUCCCCGGCGGACGUAGCUCUCAUUACACCACCGCUUCCAAAUGUGCUGGAGUGCCAAGUGUUGACGCGUCGGGCCGGCGGCGGCGGCGGCCGGGAACAACCCGCGGAACGAAGGAGAGCGUCUUCGAAGGAGCGACGUGAGGCCCCGUUCACACGGCAGCACUUUUGCUUUUUCGUUUCAGAAAAGUGUCACGAUUACAUGACGUUUUGAAAACGGUGUGUUUCCGUGGAAACGGGAGAAAACGGUAGCUAGCCUGCGGGAACACGAGUUUUAGUCAUGAAACCACACACACGUGCUGCAGAGAACAUUAGAAUGUUAACAACGGAGAACACAAACACCAUGUUCGGUUGUUCAUACGGUUACUGAAGAUUCUAAAACUACCCAGAUUGGAACCAGGAUCAGGACCACGAGAACCUGGACUGACAUCGCUCUGAUUGUCAUACUGAGCAUGUGCAGAACAACUGAGCAGAGUUUCAGAAAAUCUGCAUUUUCCCGUUUCCACUGAGACGAGUUCCACCUCCGAAGCCACUUUCAAGAAAUUGCGCGUCCAGUGGCUGUCAGCACCGUUGUCGUGCAAACGGACACUCGGAAGUUUUCCGACUUUUCGCUUGAAUUGUUGUCGUGUGAACGGGGCCUCAGACACUUCCGGGAAUCUCGUCGCGGUGUUCUAGUUCGGAAGGUGGAACAUGCUGUUUGUUGUGUGGCUUCAUUUAAGGAAUCUGGGAGGAAGGAACUGUCCAUCCAAACUGCUUUUAGUUUCACGGUUCUGCCAGGGACACAGGCGUCCUAGCUUAAGUUAGCGGCGUUAGCAUUGAGAAGCCGUCGUAUCCGUGCAGCCGUUGAUGGUCGGUUCCGUGCAUGUCGUCGGACUAUAGGAUGAACCUGGGAACUCGCAGGUAGGCCGUACAGAGUGGCCCGGUCAGACUCGGCCCACGACGUUCUCCGAGGAACCCGGUAGCCGCGGAUCCGCGACCCGGCGUCGAGCUCAGCGUGACGCCACGUUCGGCCGCGGUACUUGAAAUAGCGCAGCGCGACAGCGGAUGACGGAGACGGGGUGACGUUCCGGAGACAGACCGUCCGCUGUAGGAGGAUGAUUCAGAAUGGCUGACAGCUGACAGACUGAUUCAUUCAUCCAGGGGACGUCUCCGGGAGAACGUCUGUCACAGGGGCAGAUUUAGGGGGGGCUGUUCUUUAGAUCUGCGCUUCCCGUACGUUGGCUUCUCGCUGAAGGAAAAAGCUCCCAAAUAAAAUGGCAACAAUAGUCGCUUUUAUGAGGAAAACAAAGAACCAAAGAGAGACCGAGAACGUCACGGUUCCCGUCUUUGUCUCGUUCUGAGGACGGACGGAACAACACGCUUCAUUCAUAGAUGUCUCUCCUUCGUCUCGUGUCCCGGUCGGUCCACUAAUCCACUGAAUGGGUUCUAGAACCUUUGGAGCGGGUCCUGGUAAAGGGAGGGGGCUUGUUCUCAGACUGUCCUUGUAACAUAUUAAUGUUCCGUACGCUGUCGGCUUGAUAGACGUGUCAAUAUUGAUAUUUUGUGACAGACUGACUUGGAGGUAGAAGUAUAUUUUGUCAAAGACGCAGAGUUAGUAACAUUUGUAUAGAACAUGCUGGUGGGUUCACGUCGCCUGGAACGUAGUGAAGAGCAAUACAUUCAUCUGCGACAGUCCCGAGUGGGAAGAUCGCUGAAGAAGCCAGGAGGACUGCAGGAGGGUCCCCAGAGACCUAGAGCUUCACCAGAACAUUCAGACUGUGGUUCAAGCAACAGAAACACCGGCGGGGCGGAGUCAAACCCCAGACCGUGAAAUAGGAAAUAUCUCAGAUCUACUGGUUCCAAACAAACCCAUUGUCUAAAUGAUCCUCUGGAACCCUGAGAAAGACCAUAAGAGGUUGACCUGAACGGCUCGGCCUCACUGGGUGGAGCUGAUCAGGUAAGAUUCACUUAGUGAGUCUAAACAGGUGGUUUUUACUUCCUGGAAAAUUAGUGGAACAAAGGUUCCUUUGUUUACACCGGGAAUGGGUCAUUUCCGACACCUGUGCCGGAACGCCCAGUUACUGAUUAGUGAGGAGCACAGAAGAACCGAUUCAGCCCCUGUUUCUGCUCCGGCGGUCACUGACUCCGCCCUCUUGAUGCUCAUUGUGUCGGAAACGUCUCGUUGGCCGAUCACGUUAGAGUCAGUCGGUUGCUUGAACCGCAGACGGAACCGUUCGGACGUCUAAAGGAAAGGUGCGGCCCGCAGGAUUGCUGUGGACACCAGAAGGAGGACGCUGUGUGACCUGGAACCCUGUGUCCACGCCGUAUUACUCCACGCUCAUCGUGUUUCCAGAGUCCUGCCACCGAAGGGACCCGGCAGGCGGUUCUGGAAGGCCGGUUCUAGACCCUGUUGGUCAGUUUGAAGAACUGAGAGCAGACCUUCUCCGGAGCGCUGGAGGGGCAGUGGGAUGUUGAUGUUGUGGUUGAUGUUGUGGUUGAUGGUGUUUCCUUUCGUUUGUUUACCUGAACUAAUCCUGUUCUAUAUCUCCAUGGUUACCGAGUGCCAUUUCUACUUGACAACUGUUAAAGCCUAGCGUUAGAUAGAGCUGCCGUCGCUCUGCGCGAGUGUGAACUUUUUGACCGGGAUGACUGCAGAAAUGUUUGCGUGUGUGUUCUAAACGUCGGUUUCUAAAUGUCGUGCAGCCUCUGGCGUUCUCCUCGCAGAGGACCGGCUGACGCAGGAACGUGUCCGGGUUCGGUCCACUCGCCUGGAACCGUCUCCUGCCUUCUCCGGCUCAUCAGACUCAGAAAGACAUAGGUCAGAGUCAGACCGUCUUCGAGUCUGAUGGGCGAGGAGAACCUUUGAUACUAUGAAGCCGGCGUUUCAUGGUGAAUCCACCUUGAGUCCCUCCUGUUCUGCGUUUCUUAGGCUGAUUUCGGUUCUGCGUGACUUUUUCAGAAACACGUCUCGUGUUUUCAUUUCCCCUUCUGUUCCAGACUGUUUCUCACGUUGACCGGUUCUCACCGACUGUUCAGAACUCCGGUUGUUUCCUAAGUGAACCUUGAUGGCCGUUCUCGUUCGUAGAAACCCCGAAGCUGCACAAAUUCAAAGGACGAUGUGACUUUUUCCCAGAGUUCAUUGGUUGAACACACCAAGGCCUCGGACCUUCAAGGCCGAAGCCUUGGGUUUUGGGUGGAGUCCUGCUGCCAAGGUUAGUUUGUUGUUCUUGAUAACGUGACACACAACGCUACAGCUCUUCUCAUUGGUUAUUCUGGGUUCUGCUCCAUUCGUCCUUCCAACUUGUCAUCAGGUUUUUCCAACCCUGAAGCCAGAACUCGGCCAGACCGACGUCUGACUCGCUCUGCGCCUGAAUGUGUGCCACAAAUCAACCAGGACUCGGCCGUCAUUUAUUCGAGCUGAGUUAACCUUCAUUUUAAACCACUUCACCUUCGUGACUAGCUGUCAGUUUCAACAAACUAAGCUAACCAAACGGCAUCAAGCUCAGCGUCCUCUGCUAAUUCUCAAAAUGUCACGCUGAUGAGAGCCCCGGGUCUUCAGGUGAGGUUGAUGGUGUUCUGCCGACCUGGCGCUGGACCUGGGUCCUCGAAUCCGGAGACGGAUCUGACGGUUCUGUGUUCAACCAGAUGAAUUCUGCUUUGGUUUGUCUGGGUUUUCCGAUUUCUCCCCUUCUUCCUGUGUGCAUGAGGUUUCAGGUGGAGGAGAGAUCGUGAUUUUACAAUGACAGAUAGUAAUCUUACAGAAUCAUUUGUGUGUGUGUGUGUGUGUGCGUGCGUGCGUGUGUCUCCUAACUAAACCAGCCUGUUCUAAAAAGUGUGUGAAAAUAUACUGAAUAAAACUGUCCAAA